Molecule: messenger RNA, 390 nt
Organism: Caenorhabditis remanei
Lineage: Eukaryota; Metazoa; Nematoda; Chromadorea; Rhabditida; Rhabditidae
Exons: 2
Coding region: 1-390 (129 amino acids)
Source: RefSeq, a predicted model, not a curated record
AUGAAUCCAUCCACACCAGUAUCUCCAUCGCCGGCCCAAAAGCCAGCAGCUCCAGCAGCUCCACCGCCACCAAAGCCACUGCUUACACUUAAACUGACACCGCAAGAAGAAGCAAAAUAUAUGGUGGAUUUGAAGUUCAAGCUGAUGCAAAUGAAGAAAGUAUUGAUGGGAGUGAAAACUGAACUUGAUGGUAGAACGCAGCUCCAUUUAGCGGCACAAGACGACGUAACUGAAUUAGAAAAACGCGCUAAAACAGCCAAAGAAAACUUUAAGAAGCUAUCUGAUGAGAUUAAAAAACAGAGAAAAGCAAAAGGAAAAGACAAGGAGAAGAGCAAAGAUAACAAUCACGAAGACGAUGAAAAGGAGUCUACUGAUGAGAAAAAAGAGUAG